UUUAUUUAUUGAGGUGAAAGCUUUCAUUUCUUUUCUCUUCUCUGUUCGACUGGUUCGUAACAUAGCCCUACAUUUUGAUACUCGAAACUGAACUCGUUGCUCUUCGAUAAUGGCGCGCGCUUUUCCUUGCCACUCUAAUCCUACGCAAGAUCCCAGACAAGGAGUCAUCCAAGCAUGGUACAUGGAUGACAGUGAUGAGGAUCAGAGGCUUCCACAUCACAAGGAGCCUAAACAAUUUGUUACUUUAAAGCAUCUCGAUGACCUUGGGGUUCUCAGUUGGAGAUUGGAUGCUGACAACUAUGAAACUGAUGGGGAAUUGAAGAAAAUUCGUGAAGCUCGUGGAUAUUCCUACAUGGACUUCUGUGAAGUUUGCCCUGAAAAGCUUCCAAAUUAUGAUGAGAAGAUCAAGCACUUCUUCGAGGAACAUCUGCACACUGAUGAAGAAAUCCGUUACUGUGUAGCUGGAAGUGGGUAUUUUGAUGUAAGGGAUCGUGAUGAUAAAUGGAUACGCAUAUGGGUGAAGAAAGGUGCAAUGAUUGUAUUGCCUGCAGGAAUUUACCACCGGUUUACUCUAGAUUCAGACAAUUAUAUUAAGGCCAUGCGACUGUUUGUUGGUGAUCCAGUUUGGACACCUCAUAACCGUCCCAACGAUGACCUUGCUGCACGAAAGGCGUAUCUGGCAAAUUUUGUGAACAACGGAACUUAUUAUAAUCAAGAUGUUGAUAUAUAGCAUGAGCUGCUUGCUUAAAAGAGUUGAAACAAAACUAGAUGUUGAAAAAGUUUUGUUGCAAAUCUGUGAAUCAUACUGAUCAUGCAGCACAAUGCACAAACAUUCUGUACAGAGGAAUAAAUAUGUUGAACGUGUGUA
This is a messenger RNA of Chenopodium quinoa (quinoa), 868 nucleotides long. Its product is annotated as 1,2-dihydroxy-3-keto-5-methylthiopentene dioxygenase 2-like. Bases 110 to 730 code for a protein of 206 amino acids. Gene Ontology annotation, molecular function: acireductone dioxygenase [iron(II)-requiring] activity. The transcript has 7 exons. The record is from RefSeq and is a predicted model, not a curated record. Lineage: Eukaryota; Viridiplantae; Streptophyta; Magnoliopsida; Caryophyllales; Amaranthaceae.